Molecule: messenger RNA, 489 nt
Organism: Meriones unguiculatus (Mongolian gerbil)
Lineage: Eukaryota; Metazoa; Chordata; Mammalia; Rodentia; Muridae
Gene: Mrpl52
Product: mitochondrial ribosomal protein L52
Exons: 5
Coding region: 100-429 (109 amino acids)
Biological process (GO): mitochondrial translation
Cellular component (GO): mitochondrial large ribosomal subunit
Molecular function (GO): structural constituent of ribosome
Source: RefSeq, a predicted model, not a curated record
CGGCUGAAAACCACAUUCAAGAUGUCGGCUUCCGGUUUUCCCGGCAGCGUCGUGCGCGGCCGCGGGGGCCACGCCCACUUCCGGCCCGCGUGCUAAGGCAUGGCUGCUUUAGGGACCUGGCUGUCCAGUGUCCGGAGGUUGCACUGCAGUGCGGCGGCUCGGGCCGGCGGCCAGUGGAGACUUCAGCAGGGGCUGGCUGCCAACCCUUCCGGCUAUGGGCCGCUCACGGAGCUUCCUGACUGGUCUUUCGCGGAUGGCCGCCCUGCUCCCCCAAUGAAAGGCCAGCUUCGAAGAAAAGCUCAAAGGGAAAAGCUUGCAGUGAGUGAGAAGAGUUGUACUGCUGACACAGGAAAUGGAUGCUGGAUUACAGGCAUGGAAGCUCAGGCAGCAGAAACUGGAGGAAGAAAGGAAGCAGAAAAAUCCUCUUAAACCUAAAGGGACUUUGCUGAAAAGCCCACUUCCAAAUAAAUAAAAAGCAGCUCCUGUCCA